AUUCACGUCUUUUAAUAUCAUUAUUUUUUCAAAUAAAUUUGUUCCUAACUCUAAGACUGAAAUCUAUUUCCAGCACGAGUACCGCACACAAUUUUUUUGCCAUGCCUCGCGCUGCUGCCUUCAUCGAUAUUACUGUAAUCCAUAACGAAAUAUUCUUGCGCCGUACUUGGUAUCCUAAUUUUCCAACCGGUUUAUGGAACAGUACGUAAGUAACCCAAUAUACAAAUAAUGCGCUAAGUGGGUAGAAUAGUGGGUACAGAAAAUACCUAUCGCGAAUCGUCUAUGUCCUGUACUUAGACCUAUAAAUGUCCGUUAUGAAUUAUUAUUAAAUAAUUAAUUAUAUAUUGACACAUUAUAAUAUAGUAUUUAGUUAUUUAUAUACCUAAUAAUAAUAUACUCAACACAACGUGUUUACUGCGCAGUAAAUACUUAAAUUACUUAGUAACAAUACAAGGUCAAACAACCAUAUUUUAUUUUAUAAUUUAUAUUUUGUACAAAAUACUAUAAUGUACGCACAUGUACACGACUACACCUAUACCUACAUUUUUAUUUUAUUCCACACGAUUAAUUUUAUUUUCUCAAACAAUCUAUGGGUAAUUUAUCAUUUAGACAAAAGAAGGGCAGGAAUGAUUUGUCGAUCAGUAAAACAUCGUCAUGUGGCCUUACCGAAUUCUGGAACCAAAAAAGACAAGAUUUUGAUGAUAUCUACUUUAAUAAUAAGAAUUUUCCACCAGCUGAUGCUGCGGACUUUCGUGUGACAACCAUAUUGGAUGAAGGAUCUUUCGGUUCUGUUGUAUUGACAACUCACAAAAGAACUGGUACUGUUCAUGCAACAAAAGUAAUUGCCAAAAAGAAAAUCGUGAAAGGUCGUAAUGUGCAACGAAUGCUUAAUGAGAAACGAAUUUUGGAAUCCAUCAAUUUUCCGUUUGUCAUUAGCCUCGAGUAUUUCUACCAAGACAACAGUUUCAUUUACUUUGUCAUGCCGUUCGUGUGCGGCGGUAACAUUCAUACUCACAUGAAACGCCACGGACCGAUGGACGAGGACAAAGCGCGGUUUUAUUUUUCAGAAGUUCUUCUGGCCGUCGAAUACCUACACAAGUUAAACUUGGUGCAUCGAGAUAUCAAGCCCGAAAAUGUACUAAUCGACGUCAACGGGCAUGCUCAACUCGCAGACUUUGGGUUUUGUAAACACAUUAAGGGUCGUACGUUCACGUUUUGUGGCACUGCCGAAUACUUGGCGCCAGAAAUUAUACUCAGACGAGGAUACGGAAAAGCGGUCGACUAUUGGUCGCUCGGCGUACUCCUGUACGAGAUGUUGGCUAACCGUUCGCCGUUCAUCGAUCGCGACACCGGCAAGCUGUUCAGUAACAUCGUGACCGGGUCGUACAGCUGCCCGUUGGGCUUCUCGGACGACGUGAUCAACCUGUUGCGGAAUAUCCUCAAGGUGGACGUGACCAGGCGGUACGGGAACUUGGCGAACGGCAUCCGGGACAUCAAGAAGCACAGGUGGUUCGGUGACCAGGACUGGUGCGCGGCGUUCGACAGGCGCGUGACGCCGCCGUACGUGCCGGUCAUCAGCGACACCCUCGACACCAGAAACUUCGAUCCGCAACACGGCCAUCUGUUCUACGACGCCAGCAAGGACAUGUUCGGCGACAUUUUCAAGGACUUUUGACACGGCGGGACGGGCCUGCACGCAGUAUCGCGUCGAGAUGACGACCUCGACAAGGCAGAUGGAAAUCAAAAACGUAGGUACCUGCCUACACUUGGGCGCAAAGACAAAUAUAUGAGAGUAUUAUUUUUUGCAAAUAUUGUUUUACAAGUUGUGUACAGGUGAAGGUACCGCAGACGUUUAAUGUAGGUACGCCGUACGGCUAACUCUACUGUGCCAAGACUAUAUUGUCGUUAAACUAUAGGUAUAUUCUUUUAGUCUUGUUAUUUUUAUAAAUAAAUAUUAAUUUAU
Messenger RNA from Acyrthosiphon pisum (pea aphid), 1963 nucleotides. RefSeq names its product cAMP-dependent protein kinase catalytic subunit alpha-like. The record is from RefSeq and is a predicted model, not a curated record. Gene Ontology annotation, molecular function: ATP binding; cAMP-dependent protein kinase activity. The transcript is spliced from 3 exons. Lineage: Eukaryota; Metazoa; Arthropoda; Insecta; Hemiptera; Aphididae. Gene Ontology annotation, biological process: protein phosphorylation. Bases 590 to 1675 code for a protein of 361 amino acids. Gene Ontology annotation, cellular component: nucleus; cytosol; cAMP-dependent protein kinase complex.